AACACGUGUGCUGUUUUUGCUGUCUUUGAUUUGGUUGUGUUGUACUGUUGUUUAUCAUUUGAACAGAGUUUAGUGCAGUCAAAUUACACGGCAUUUGUCCAAAAUUGUGAGGAAGUUGUGAUGCAAUUGUGAAGAUGAACUUGCCUGUUGGUCCUUGUGUCUGAAAUGGGUAGGAAGUGUUUGUAAGGAUGAUAGCACAUAGCCAUUAGAGGAAGGGAGCGAAGACUGAAGAGAAGAGAACCCAUUGAGGAUUUUCAUCAAACAGCUUGUGGGUGUGGCUUUAAAUUGAGAAAUCAACGGUAACUUUUUCUCUAUCUUCCUUCUUUCUUCCCCUGGAGAAGCUCUUCCCAAUCAGCGACUGCGACUCGGAUUCAUGAGACUUUUCAGUUUCUGUACUGAUUUGAUGGAAUUGGAAUAAUGGGAAUGACGCAAUUUGCUGGAAGAGAGAAGCCAUGGAUGCUACUAUAAGAGCUUUAAUUUAUACCCUUUUGAAUUGGGGAAAUUAUAAUUGGGCCAUAUUUAUACCCUUAAACUACGGAUUUGUAUUUUUUAGCAAUUCUAAAAGUAACCCUUGUUCUCUCUCUCUCUCUCAUAAGGAGGUUGGAUUCUGAGAUUCUUAAUGCCAAAACCCUAGGAAGCAGUAUUGGGAGGCCAUGGAAACUCCGACGACCCCAAAUCAGCGGCUGAUGCCGCAGGAGAAUCGACCGGAGGAGCUGAUUCAAACCAUAACGACGAUUCUCACUUCCAGUAGAGCGCCGCUGAGCGCACUCGGCCCCUACGCCGCACACCUCUCCCCUUCCCUCAUUUGCUCUAUCUUCUCCUCCAGGGUUCUGAAUUCUCGUCCCUCUGUUCUCCUCUCCUUCUUCAAAUGGGCUCAGAAACACGUUCCCGCCUUCUCCUCCCCGCCCAAUAAUUCUCUCACUUCGCUUCUUACUCUCUUGCCCUCUCUCUUCAGCCAUAAUAAGUUCUCCGAUGCCAAAUCCCUCCUUGUUUCCUUCAUUGCCUCUGAUCGCCAACACAACCUCCAUAGAUUGAUUCUCCAUCCCAGUCGCGGUCUUCCGAGGCCGUCCAAGGCUCUCAUGGAUACCUCCAUUGGCGCCUACGUGCAGAUGGGCAAGCCCCAUCUUGCUGCGCAGAUAUUCAAGAAGAUGAAGCGGCUCAAUUACCGGCUGAAUUUGCUUACGUGCAACACACUGCUGAAUUCCUUGGUAAGAUACCCUUCUUCGAAUUCGAUUCUGUUGUCUAGAGAGGUGUUCAAGGAUUCGAUUAAGCUUGGCGUGGUACCAAAUACUAAUAGCUUCAAUAUUUUGAUUUAUGGGUAUUGCUUGGAGAGUAGGUUUAAAGAUGCACUAGAUUUGGUGAAUAAAAUGGGUGAGUUUGGUUGUGUACCGGACAAUGUGAGUUAUAAUACCAUAUUGGAUGCAUUGUGCAAGAAGGGGCAGUUAUAUGAGGCGCGGGACUUGCUGUUGGAUAUGAAGAAUAAAGGGUUGCUACCAAAUAAGAAUACAUAUAAUAUUUUGGUUUCUGGGUAUUGCAAAUUGGGGUGGCUGAAGGAUGCAACAAAGGUGAUUGAACUAAUGACGCAGAAUAACUUAUUGCCUGAUGUUUGGACUUAUAAUAUGUUGAUUAGUGGGUUUGUUAAUGAUGGUAAGAUCGACGACGCUUUUAGGCUGAGAGAUGAGAUGGAGAAAAUGAAAAUGUUGCCUGAUGUGGUUACCUAUAACACACUGAUUGAUGGGUGCUUCGAGUGGCGAGGAAGUUCUGAGGCGAAUAACUUGAUUGAGGAAAUGGAUAAAAAAGGUGUGAAGUGUAAUGCAGUUACUUACAAUAUAAUGCUGAAAUGGAUGUGCAAAGAAGGAAAUAUGAAUGAAGCAACUACCACUGUCCAGAAGAUGGAAGAAAAUGGAUUUUCCCCUGAUUGUGUUACGUACAAUACUCUGAUAAAUGCAUAUUGUAAAGUAGGGAAAAUGGGAGAAGCAUUUAGAGCGAUGGAUGAAAUGACCAGGAAAGGUUUGAAAAUUGAUACUUGCACCCUGAAUACAAUUCUUCACUCUCUUUGUGGGGAGAAAAAGCUUGAUGAGGCAUAUAAGUUGCUAUGCAGUGCUAGUAAGCGGGGCUAUAUUCUUGACGAGGUAAGUUAUGGUACUCUGAUUAUGGGUUACUUCAAAGAUGAAAAGGCAAACAGAGCCUUGAGUCUUUGGGAUGAAAUGAAGGAGAGGCAGAUUAUUCCAAGUAUUGUUACCUAUAACUCUGUAAUUGGAGGUCUAUGCCAAUCUAGGAAAACUGAUCAAGCUAUAGAUAAGCUGAAUGAACUUCUUGAGAGUGGAUUAGUCCCUGAUGAAACUACUUACAACAUAAUUAUUCAUGGCUAUUGUUGGGAAGGGAAUGUUGAAAAAGCAUUCCAAUUCCACAACAAAAUGAUUGAGAAUUUAUUCAAGCCAGAUGUCUUUACUUGUAAUAUUCUUCUUCGUGGGUUAUGUAGAGAGGGUAUGCUAGAGAAGGCUCUUAAGCUUUUCAAUACUUGGGUUUCAAAAGGAAAAGACAUUGAUGUAGUUACGUAUAAUACCUUAAUAUCUAGCCUGUGCAAAGCAGGGAAAUUUGAUAAUGCUUAUGAACUUCUCACGGAAAUGGAAGAGAAAAAAUUAGGACCGGACCAGUAUACUUACAAUGCAAUUCUUGGUGCUCUAACAGAUGCUGGAAGGAUUAAGGAAGCUGAAGAGUUUAUGUUGAAAAUGGUUGAAUCAGGAAUAUUGCACGAUCGGUCUUUAAAAUUGGACAAAGGGCAUAAUGUGCCAACCUCUGAAAUUUCAGAACACUCUGAUUCCAAGUCCAUGGAUUACUCGGAUCAGAUCAAUGAACUGUGUAAUCAACAGAAGUAUAAGGAUGCAAUGCACCUUUUUCAUGAAGUUACAAAACAAGGUGUUGUUUUAAACAAAUAUACUUAUCUAAAUUUGAUGGAAGGGCUUAUUAAGAGGCGAAAAGGCACAUCAAAGGCCAGCCGAUCAUAAUGAUAUAUUUAUGAAUUUUGUAAUGUCGAAUGGGCCAGCCUUUCUGUGGCUUCUACUUGAAUCUGGAGGGGUCUUCUGCUCAAGGAUGUAGGUCUCUCUCUCUCUUUCAUGCAGAAAAAGAUCUAUAUAUAAUCAUUGUCACCUGACUUAAUGGGUGAUGAAAUUUUGUAACUGUGAUGAGGAUUAGGCGUUCAUAUAUUUAGUGAAAUGUGCCUUGCUGCUACAAUGAUUCAUUGCAUAGGAAGGUGCAGCUUAGGUGUGAUGGAUCAUUUUUAUUUAUUCCACACUUCGAUUGAGGUUGAUAGCUAACUGAAAAUGAAAGUAGUUUCAGGAGAGAGGAUUUUAUGGGAAAAGGAAUUAGAUUGGUGAGUGAGUUUAAAGAUAAACUUUCUGGUUUUGAAAACACUCUGAACCCAACUCAUCACCAAUGGGCUAGCAGUAAUCAACAAUUCAGAACAAAAAGAUUUGAUGCUGAAUCCAGAAAUGUCCUGAAAAUUACUGUACGAAACCGUUGAGACUGGCUGGCUGCAGCCAAUUUCCUGGGAUGCAGAUUGCAGUUCUCAGCUUUCAAUCAGCAUGCAUCUUGAAGUAUAAGGGCUUCUCCCCUUCUCUUCUCUCUUUACUACCCAAUGAUAUCGAAAUUUAAACCAUUUAUCUCCAUGAACCUGAUGAAACCUGGCAGGUACUUGCUUUAUUAAGCAAGGGCUAGAAAGCUCAUCGAAAACCUUCCCAGAUAUAUAUCUUCAUAACAGAUACCUGCUGCAUCGACAUGUGGCAGCAGCCUCAGGCGGAAGGGCUCCACAGAGAAAUCCCUACCUUACAUCGAUUCAAGUGUUUGUUAUGCUUUUGAAGAGGGGAGAUGGAUAGCACCUUGGAACUUCAAUUGGUAAGUGACUAUGGAUCUAAUUUAGUUUACUUUGGCUUCUAGAAGUGAACUAUAAUUUUUCAUUUUCAGAAAAUGUACAAGACACGUGUAGAUUCUCGACUGCGGAGUAAAGAAUUGAGCUCUAAAAUUAUUGAUAAAACUUGACAACAUGGCAUAGGAUGCUAGAUAAAAAAUGAGACUAAUUUAUUUUUUAUUUUUUGAAGAAAAUGUACUUAAAAAUUUGUUGUUGUUGGUUUGUGAGUAGAGAGAAAGCGUGUGGGUGGGAGCCCCCAAAAGGCAAACAUAAGUCCAAAUAAGCAACGACGCGUGGACUUUUUUUCCAAUCUCUAUGCUCAAUUAUUUUAUGGAAGCCAGUUUGUAAAAUUAAUUAAUUAAUAAGUAGUAAAA
Molecule: messenger RNA, 4281 nt
Organism: Momordica charantia (bitter melon)
Lineage: Eukaryota; Viridiplantae; Streptophyta; Magnoliopsida; Cucurbitales; Cucurbitaceae
Product: Pentatricopeptide repeat (PPR) superfamily protein
Molecular function (GO): mRNA binding; protein binding
Source: RefSeq, a predicted model, not a curated record